CUCCCGCGCUCACAGCGGCCGGCCAUGGGCUGCGACGGGCGCGUGGCGGGGCUGCUCCGCCGCCACCUGCAGCCCACGCUCACCUACUGGAGCGUGUUCUUCAGCUUCGGCCUGUGCAUCGCCUUCCUGGGGCCCACGCUGCUGGACCUGCGCUGCCAGACGCACAGCUCGCUGCCCCAGAUCUCCUGGGUCUUCUUCUCGCAGCAGCUCAGCCUCCUGCUGGGCAGCGCCCUCGGGGGCGUCUUCAAGCGAACCUUGGCGCAGUCACUAUGGGCGCUCUUCACCUCCUCCCUGGCCAUCUCCGUGGUGUUCGCUGUCAUCCCCUUGUGCCACAAUGUGAGGGUGCUGGCCUCAGUCAUGGCGCUAGCGGGCCUGGCUAUGGGCUGCAUUGACACGGUGGCCAACAUGCAGCUGGUGAGGAUCUACCAGAAGGAUUCUGCCAUCUUCCUGCAGGUUCUCCACUUCUUUGUGGGCUUUGGCGCUCUGCUCAGCCCCCUCAUCGCCGACCCCUUCCUGUCUGAGGCCAGCUGCUUGCCUGCCAACGCCACGGCUGGUGCCCGCAUGCUCCACGCCUCAGGGGCCCUGGGCCAGCAAGUGACCCCUCCAGUCAACCAGACGCUGCCCCCCAGGACAUCCCCCCAGAGUGGGACAGGGAUUCGUGUGUCCUAUGCCUUCUGGAUCAUGGCCUUGAUCAAUCUCCCGGUGCCCUUGGCUGUCCUGUUUCUGCUGUCCAAGGAGCGGCUGCUCACCUGCCCCCAGCGCAGGCCCCUGCUCCUUUCGGCGGAUGAGCUGGCCAUGGAGACGCAGCCCCCGGAGAAGGAAGACGCUUCCUCCAGCUCCACCUCCUCCUCGCUGCCCCCCAAGUUUCAGCCACACCCAGACCUGUUCAGCUGCUGUUGGAGGAGGAACUGCAGAGGGGCCCCUUACUCCUUCUUUGCCAUCCACAUCUUGGCAGCCCUGGUACUGUUCAUGACUGAUGGGAUCACGGGGGCAUACUCGGCCUUUGUGUACAGCUAUGCUGUGGAGAAGCCGCUCUCUAUGGGACACAAGUCAGCUGGUUACCUGCCCAGCCUCUUCUGGGGCUUCAUCACCCUGGGCCGACUCUUCUCCAUCCCCAUCUCCUCCAGAGUGAACCCUGCCAGUAUGGUCUUCGUCAAUGUGGUUGGCGUGGUGGUGACGUUCUUGAUGCUCCUCGUUUUCUCCUACAACGUCAUCUUCCUGUUCGUGGGCACAGCCAGCCUAGGCCUAUUCCUCAGCAGCACCUUCCCCAGCAUGCUGGCCUAUACCGAGGACAUCCUGCAGUACAGAGGCUGUGCCACCACCGUGCUGGUGACAGGAGCGGGAAUUGGCGAGAUGGUCCUCCAGAUGCUGGUCGGCUCGGUCUUCCAGGCACGGGGCAGCCACAGUUUCCUGGUCUGUGGUGUGAUCUUUGGUUGCUUGGCUUUUACCUUCUAUAUCUUGCUCCUGUUUUUCCACAGGAUGUACUCCAGACUCUCAUCAGGUCCUACUCCAGACAAGCCUCUUGGAUUGGAAGACUUGGAGUUCUACCAGAGGUAAAACUAGGCAGCAGCGGCAAGCGAAGACAUUCAGGCUCUCAAGCACCAGCACAGACCAAAGGGUUCAAGGCAGCUGGGCUGAGAUGGAAGCACUCCCAACUCUGGACACAGCAUGAGACAGCUGGCA
Molecule: messenger RNA, 1683 nt
Organism: Suncus etruscus (white-toothed pygmy shrew)
Lineage: Eukaryota; Metazoa; Chordata; Mammalia; Eulipotyphla; Soricidae
Gene: SLC60A1
Product: major facilitator superfamily domain containing 4A
Exons: 10
Coding region: 25-1557 (510 amino acids)
Biological process (GO): transmembrane transport
Source: RefSeq, a predicted model, not a curated record